AGUAUAAAAAUCGUCCACGUACAGAGCUAAGUAUUACACUUCUGGAAAAAGGACGAAUCCUCUCAAAGAUACCUUAUCCCGUAAAGAACCACUUCAGCUAUAAAUGGACGUUGAAUCAAGCCACAGCAAUGAGGAUCUAAACGAUAUCCAGGAAUUUAUUGAAGAACAUUUAAUUUCACACCAGGAGGAAGUAAUUGAGCAUCCUCCUAUGCUCAUUCCCCUCUCACCUACAAUCAUUCCAUUGUCCCCGACAUUUUUUUUGGAUAGUCAGAAUGAUACAAUCCCAGGGCACAGCAUUUCCCUUGAGCUACCGUGCGAUCUAAUCGUGCCUGAGGACUUUUUAAAUAAUUUCUCAGUGAUAACAGAAAAGCCGGAAAAAGCUGAAUAUAUUGAAGAUUCUGAGCUUUUGGAACAGUACUUCAAGACAUCCUUCAGUGAUCUAGCGUCAGACUCCGAAUUGUCUAAAAAAGUUCCUGAAAAUUCCGAAAGGAACGACGUGGCCGGUACUUCGGAGGAGGGCCAGGUUAUACAUGCGUAUACCCCCUUGGAGCAUCCCAAUAGACCUCAAAAAUCUGCAAAAAGACCUCUCAAAAAACGGCCCACUAGACGUACACUUCUUGUGGAAAGCGAAUCUUCCGAGGACGACACCUCCUUCAGCAGAGACCCAAAGUCUAAAAGGCCGCGUAAAUUUUCCGAAAGGUUUCAUGCUUCACUACAAGCAAGAGGCACCCCCACAGUCUCCAAAGUAUCACAAAGGCUAAAACCUACGAUCCCCUCAACUUCAACUACUGCUAGGUAUCACAGCGCUGAGCUAUUGAAACAUGUACAUAUGACUAUAGAGCAGAUCAUUUACAGACAUCCUGCUAUAAGGGCCCUAGUUUCUGACCCAGAAGUGGCUCAGAAUAUACAAACAUUAAUUACCCUAUUGAAAACGCUGGGUUUUUUAAAACAAUAACAGUGUAUUUGUAGAGCUACAAUGGAACCACAUCGCAAAAAAACAUGUAAAAGGAAACACAUUGAAAUUACUGUUGAUGAUUCUGACAAUGAUGAUACGGCUGUGAAUGGUGUUCUAAAAAAUAAAAAGGUUUCAAUUGAUCCGAGUCAUAAUGUGUCAAAUUCUGUGGUAAAUUCUAUAUUCGUACCUAAAAAUACCUUAAAUUCUGAUCCUUCAACAAGUUCACAUACACAUAGUAUGUCUACAGCCCCCAAUGUCUGUCUGCCCCCCGUUCACCCCCAAAAUUUAAAUGGUUUCGAGAAUUUUGACUAUCUAGACAAACUAUUAAAUGAUAUAAAUUAUAAUGCGUAUAGUUUACCGUCAAUCAGGGCUCUGAUUGAUGAAAUUUCUCCAGAUAGGCCCCCGAUAAAUGACAACUCCACUAAUAUAGACAGCAAUAACUCCCAGUGCCGUGUGUUUGUUAAUGAUGCUAAAUUGACUCAGAUCAAUUUUGACUCUUUGGAUAAGCUUCUGCAUGAAAUGUAUAGAGAGAAUCAUGAUACUCUAGAGAGUGUAGUUGAUGUGGAAAAACAAAUAGGGGGAGGUUUGAACGACGGGGCUUACCGUGAUGAUUCUUUUAGCAUAAAAGUCCUGGGGGGUGGUGUAUUACAUGAUGAUCAAGUGGCAGGUCCUUCAGGUUUACAGGCCCCCCAUAGAGAUAGUGCCGGUGAUAGAAUUGGUGGGGAAGGUGUACAGCGUAGACAUAGACCUAUGUUUAACAAUUUCGAAUUGAAGCAACCUCUUAACUUUACACAUCUGUAUGACUUGGAUUCCUACGCUGAAGUUUUUACGGUGUUACAUGAAACGUUAGAGAAUAUGUUGAGUGAGGUUUCUAGAACGCUAAGACCCUCAGACGUUGUCCAGCUUGAAUUACGAGCGGGAUCCUUAGAUAUACCAGUGUAUGUAAAAAUGAGUGGAGCCAAUUUAAGUCUAGAUGAUUUUCUCAGUCAGAUUGAAGCUCUCCUUCAAAGUCAUAGUGAAAUUUUGGCUGAUGACUCUUUAAUGUUGAUUGUGCAGGUUAUUAGGUGCCCAGAAGGAGGUGGUGUAAGGAGAUGUUUGCAGACCUUAAUGAAAAGUGAGCUUAUUAGAAAAAAAGCCAAGCAUCUGAUUAUAUGUUACAACAGAGACAAUCAAUUAUGCUUUGCCUACAGCGUACUGAGCUUGAUAUUUCCAGAAUUCAGAGGGGCUUAUGAAAUGUGUAUGGCUGAGGCUUUAAAACUUCAACAGAGUGUGGGAUUAAGUGAACAUCAAAUGGUGUCGUUUGUAGACAUAGAUAAAUUUGAACAGGCCUUAGAUGUUAAAAUUGUGGUCUGGUACAGAUGUCCUCAAAAGGAUGUGUUCCUGAAUCACCAAACAGAUACUCGAGCAAAAAACAAAACUGUAUUUCUGUUUCUUCAUGAGAAUCAUUUCUAUGGUAUUGUUAACUUGAAAGGUUUUCUGGGUGCAGCCUAUCUGUGUAAUUACUGUUACACCGCCUACAGUAAUCGAUCUGGACAUCGCUGUGAAGGACACUGUAAUG
This is a messenger RNA of Acipenser ruthenus (sterlet), 2513 nucleotides long. RefSeq lists its product as uncharacterized. The record is from RefSeq and is a predicted model, not a curated record. The coding region runs from base 104 to 955 and encodes 283 amino acids. Lineage: Eukaryota; Metazoa; Chordata; Actinopteri; Acipenseriformes; Acipenseridae. The transcript is spliced from 6 exons.